Messenger RNA from Drosophila biarmipes, 1173 nucleotides. Its product is annotated as putative gustatory receptor 59d. The record is from RefSeq and is a predicted model, not a curated record. The transcript has 2 exons. Gene Ontology annotation, biological process: sensory perception of taste. Lineage: Eukaryota; Metazoa; Arthropoda; Insecta; Diptera; Drosophilidae. Bases 1 to 1173 code for a protein of 390 amino acids. Gene Ontology annotation, cellular component: membrane.
AUGGUUGACUUGGUCAAAUGGUGUCUGUACGUCUCGUACUUCUACGGACGCUUAACUGGGGUGCUUAACUUCGAGAUCGACCUGCGAACGGGCCAGACCCGUAUCACCAGGUGGGCCACCAUCUACGCAGCUUGUGCCCAAGCAUGCUUAUUAACCCUAUGGAUUCAUCACACAUAUGCAACGAAGACUUUGACUGGUAUGUGGGCCAGGACCAACUUGCUGCACAGGUGCGUUUUCCUGAUCAUGGCUGUGUUUCGGAUUCUCUGUGCUUUGCUGGCCUUGACUAGUCGGUGGUUGAUGCGACAGGAGUUUAUACGACUGUACAACUCGUUCCGUCGCCUUUUUCGCCAUAAUCCGGAGGCUAUACAACACUUUCGCAGAGAGAUCUUUAUAAAGUGCUUCUUCGCCACAGCUACGGAAGCCAUGCAGCUGGUAAUGGGACUAGUACUGGCGCGAAAGUACCUGACUAUCACUAUGAUUCUGGGCCUUUUGUCUAUAGUAACCCUAACGGCCAUUAUAAAUGGGAUCAUCACGCAGUACUUUAUUGCCAUUGCACAUAUACGUGGGAGCUACAUACUGCUGAACAAGGAACUGGAGACCCUUUUAAACGAGGCUCAGUCCCUGAUUCCCCGCCGACGUGGGGUCUUCAUGGCCAAAUGCUGCUUUCUAGCAGAUCGCCUGGAUAGGAUCGCGCAAAGGCAGUCUGAACUUCGGAAUCUGACAGAUCGCCUCUCGAAAACCUUUGAGAUACAGCUUGUUUGCAUGGCAGUAUCCUAUUACCUCAACGCGGUGGGAAGCUUCUACAUGAUGUUCAGCAUGGUAAAGUACAAACACAUGGUGGAUGACUGGCCCCCGAUCGUACUUCUUUUGGGAGCUCUAUACUUUGUGUGUUUCUUCCUCGAUAACUGGAUAACUAUGUUCAACUGCUUUCACCUGUUGGACGUCCAUGCUGAGUUGGUAAAGCUAAUGAAGCAGCGAACCUUAUUUGCACCAGGCCUGGACAGUCGGUUGGAGAAAACAUUUGAAAGUUUCGAACUAAGCCUAGCGCGCAACCCAUUUAGGCUUCGGUUUUUUAGAUUCCUUGAUGCUGACCGAUUCACAUGCUUUUCCUUGUGUAACUCUAUGAUAACCAACUCUAUAUUCCUCAUUCAAUAUGAUAUGCAGAAUUUCUGA